Messenger RNA from Stegastes partitus (bicolor damselfish), 1537 nucleotides. RefSeq names its product solute carrier family 2 member 2 (gene slc2a2). Bases 1 to 1209 code for a protein of 402 amino acids. The transcript is spliced from 10 exons. Gene Ontology annotation, molecular function: D-glucose transmembrane transporter activity. NCBI's taxonomy places the organism in Eukaryota, Metazoa, Chordata, Actinopteri, Pomacentridae. Gene Ontology annotation, cellular component: brush border; plasma membrane. The record is from RefSeq and is a predicted model, not a curated record. Gene Ontology annotation, biological process: dehydroascorbic acid transport.
AUGCACCUCAGAAGGAUAAAAGGGAUGUUAAUGAUCAAUGUUCUGGCUAUAGCUGCUGGUCUGCUGAUGGGUCUUUGCCAGAUGUGGAAGCCCCACAUCAUGGUCAUUGCAGGCCGCGCUGUUAUGGGCUUUUACUGUGGUUUAUCCUCUGGCCUAGUACCCAUGUACAUCGGCGAGAUUGCACCCAAGGAUUACAGAGGGGCUCUGGGAACAAUCCACCAGCUGGGUGCUGUCAUCGGCAUCCUCAUCAGCCAGAUAGUAGGCUUGGACUUUGUGCUUGGAAACGACACCAUGUGGCCCCUGUUGCUUGGUCUGUCUGGAGCUCCGGCCGUAUUACAAUCCGUUCUGCUGCUGGUAUGCCCUGAGAGCCCGCGGUACCUUUACAUCGUACUGGGCAAGAAGCAACAGGCUCGACUGAGUCUACUUCGUCUAAAGGGGGCGUAUGAUCCAGCUGAGGAUCUGGAGGAGAUGAGGAGAGAGAAAGAGGAGGCAGACAAGGAGCCGAGGAUCUCUAUCUUUUCUCUGAUCGCCUCCUCUGUGUACAGACGGCAGUUGUUUGUUGCUCUCAUGAUGCACCUCUCCCAACAGUUUUCUGGCAUCAACGCAAUCUUUUAUUACUCUACGAGUAUCUUCGCUGGAGCUGGUGUCGGUCAGCCGGUGUACGCCACCAUCGGAGUCGGAGUCAUCAACACAAUUUUCACUCUGGUGUCUGUUGCAUUAGUGGACAAGGCUGGCAGGCGCACUCUGUCGAUGGCAGGCCUCGGAGGGAUGUGCUGCUGUGCUAUUGCCAUGACAGUUGGCCUGAAAUUCCAGAAUGACUACUCAUGGAUGAGCUACGUCAGCAUGGCAGGCAUCUUCCUCUUUGUGAGUUUCUUUGAGAUUGGCCCUGGACCCAUCCCAUGGUUCAUAGUGGCUGAACUGUUCAGCCAGGGUCCUCGGCCUGCAGCCAUCGCCCUCGCCGGCUGCUGUAACUGGACCAGCAACUUCAUCAUUGGCAUGACCUUUCCCUAUAUACAGGAGUGGAUGGGUUGCUACGUGUUCAUCCUGUUUGCUGUGCUGCUUCUCGGCUUCACGGUGUUUACCUACUUUCGUGUCCCCGAGACCAAGGGCAAAAGUUUUGAGGAGAUCGCGAUUGUCUUCCAAAAGGGACGUCGGACCGACAAAGGCAAUACUGAACUGCAGCAGCUCAAAACAUCGUCAGAUGCUUAAAAAAGCAGCUAUUUUCUUGUGUAGUCUCUUUGUGCAAUAUUGCAAGGAUGUAUCGGUCAGUAUUUCAAAUGUGUGCAUGCACGUUUAUCCGCUUACACGGGGAGUUUAAGGCAAAGUAAAGUUUUUUUUACACAGGAAAGGACGGCAUUUUAUUCACAAUGUAAAUACACGCAAAAACCAACACAGCAGUGACCUGAAAUAUCGUGUUUUCGUUAAUAUGGAUAAUAUUAAUAUGGAGUGAUGUUUACAUUUAAUAAAAAUAUCAACUUUUAUUGCAGUAUUGUGGUUUGGUUGUCAUAAGAGGCUAUAAUAAACAAAUUCCACAUUA